Messenger RNA from Orbicella faveolata, 1562 nucleotides. RefSeq names its product somatostatin receptor type 5-like. NCBI's taxonomy places the organism in Eukaryota, Metazoa, Cnidaria, Anthozoa, Scleractinia, Merulinidae. Gene Ontology annotation, biological process: G protein-coupled receptor signaling pathway. Gene Ontology annotation, cellular component: plasma membrane. Gene Ontology annotation, molecular function: G protein-coupled receptor activity. The record is from RefSeq and is a predicted model, not a curated record.
CAAAGUAAAAAGAUCACCAUAUUUUUAAUAUUCGUUGCGCCCUAAUAUUAGUAAAUUCAUAUAUUGAAUAGAGAGAAAAAAGCUCAAAAAUAACCAGCUAGAAAGCCCUGCAUUUUCCGCGGAAGUGGCUCAUUUCGUAUCAAACUAGGACCGCGCACAUUUUGCAAUUAAUUCGCUACAUAUCAACGCUGUGUUUGAAAGACAACAAAAAAAUAUCACUAAUUAUCCAUCAUUUCAGGGGAUCUUUUACAAAUUCAAGGAAAAUGAAUUGUAGCCUGAAUAGCUCAACUUCUUCGCCCGGAGCAGCAAAUGUUUCUCUGGGCUCAUGGUUCGUGGCCUUUGGUGCUGAAGCUGUGAUCAUCGUGGUUGCUAAUCUCAUUACAAUUUUAGCGUUCGUUUCAAGAAAGACCUCAAAGAAAGGGAAAUUUCUUCUCCUCAUUAACCUGUCCAUCGCAGAUCUUUUAGUCGGCGCCAUUCCUCUUCCUUUAUACUUGGCUUAUCUAGGAAGCUUGUUGACAUUUUGGCAGAUUCAGUGGGGAAAUGCUUUGAAAAUAACAUUAUUUGGUGUGGAUGUCCUUCUUGGAUUUGCAUCUGUUAUGACGUUGACUGUGAUUUCUCUGGAGCGUGUUUACGCCACUGUAGUCCCGGUUGGAUAUCGUGGUCUUAAGCGCCGAAAUUACUGUUAUUCCGUGGCAAUGAUUUGGUUUGUGGCUAUUAGCAUAGCCACUGUUUGCCUUGUAAGCAAUUUUGUGCUAAAGUCCUUAGAAAUCGCCACGUACGUGUCGAUGUCUCUACUGAGCGUGCUCUGUUCUGUGAUAAGUGUUUCAUACGUUACCAUAUGGUACAGAAUCAAGUCCAAAAGAAGAAACAUGCGACAAAAGACAAACGAGUAUGAAAACAAGUUGGCCUUAACCCUGUUUAUCGUCACCAUCACAUCCCUCGCCGCCUGGCUUCCUUUUGUUAUUGUCAACGUCUUGUUUGUGUUCUCGUCGGUUCAGUUAAGUUUUAAUUUUGUUUAUUUUUCUAAAGUUCUCCACUAUGGAAACUCUCUCGUCAAUCCUAUUGUCUACAGUUUAAGAAUGCCAGAGUUUCGAAAGUCGGUGGUAAGAAUGUUCAGCCUGCGUUCCAGUCAAAAGCGACUAGCCGGUCAUCAGCUUUCUAAUCCCUGCAGUGUCACUGAAAUUGGUCAAGAUACUUUCCGAUCAAAUCGGGCAACACAGCUGUGUACAAAUAGCAAGAAAACUACGGUAACAUGGAGGAAACUCAGUAAAAUUCAAGAGGUCUCCGUUCGUCUUGUCAAUGAAGGAGAAGUACGGUGAAGAAUCUCAGGCUGGAAAUAAAACAUUUUCUUCACGUUGAAGCAGAUUAAGCAUCAGAUAAAACGGAACACCGGUUAAACUGUCAGCAGUGACGGAUGUUAUAAUAUCUUCAUUUGACGUGUACCGGAAAACUGGUUCGUUUUUGUGUGUGUUUUUCUUUUCAUUCCUAGUUCACGUUUAUAUUAUUUACGUGCAGUACGUUCGUGAAAUGAUUCUUCUCAGUUCGUGUUUCGACAUCAUUUU